Molecule: messenger RNA, 2635 nt
Organism: Galleria mellonella (greater wax moth)
Lineage: Eukaryota; Metazoa; Arthropoda; Insecta; Lepidoptera; Pyralidae
Product: UDP-glycosyltransferase UGT5-like
Exons: 4
Coding region: 1045-2622 (525 amino acids)
Molecular function (GO): UDP-glycosyltransferase activity
Source: RefSeq, a predicted model, not a curated record
UAUAAUAUUAUAUGAUCAAAGUUGGUUGAGAAUUGGCGAGGAUAUUUAUCGCUUCGCCGCUUAAAAAGAAACUGGAUACCGCGUCGCUUUUCCUUGACGACUUCCUGUAAUCAUAGAGUAAAAAAUAUUAUAUUAUUUUUAUCUAUGCUUUGAAUAUUAAACAUGACAACGUGUAAUUACUUCCUAAGUUCACAAAUAAGAAUUCGAGGUGGAAAAAAAAUUUAUGUAAUGAACAUAAUAAGUUAUAAAAAGUUCGACUACGAAAAUAGUGCUUAAAAAAAGAAAUUAUAAGGCUUCUAUUUUUUUUCUGUAGCUACAGAGCCCAAUAUAAGAUCCGUGAUAGUUGACUAAUAGGUGCUUAUAAAGUACUUCUGGGUUCCGUAUUAAAAUAGUUUAAGAGAACAUUUAUUGUGUUGGUGCGAUCAUCAGUCAGACUCCGUCCGUCCGUGCACCCGUUUGUCACAGCGCUAUAUCUCGGCUACUACUAAUAUAAUUUAUUUAAAAUUUGGAAUAGUCUUAGACAAGGCACUCUCUUCUGAGAGGUUUUAGAUAUUAUUGGUUCCCAAAUUCCAAUGCAAAUAAAUAUUUAAACAUUAUUUUUAUUAGUUUUUGUUAGAUAGCCCAAAUACACAUUCCAAAACUAUUUCUUUAAAUGCAUUGCAGUCUUUGUCUUAUCAUAGAAAAUAUAAAAAAAUGAAAUUCUCCUUCUUUAUUUUAAAAAUCUUAAACGAUUACAAUUUCGAAAUACCAUAGAUUUAGAAAAAAUAUUAAAAAAAUAUAACCUUAACAAACUUAACAUUGAUAAUUAUUAUUAGAUGUCUAUAUCAUAUAAAAAUUAUCUUAUAUCUACAUGUCCAAAAGAUUAUUCUACGUACGGAACCUUUGACGUGUGAGUUCAAUUCACAUUGAACCGGUUUUUUACUAUCGUUACUAGGCAGUCGGUCGGGUUCAGCGAUCGGCCGGUUAACUCUGCGCCGAGUGCUUUAACCAACACGGAGUUAUAAAUACGUGUGUACCGUUGAGUUAGUGAACUGACCGCCUCAAAUGCAUAAAUACGUGUUCCUGAUUUUUAUUUUAAAUACCUUACAAAAUGUGUUUACUUUUAAUAUUCUUUGUAUCAUAUCAGCGCCUUUAAGAAGCCACUAUAUGGCGUUCCAACCACUGUUUCGGGAACUCUCCAAGAGAGGACACAAUGUGACAAUAAUGAAUCACUUCCCCGAUAAAGAACCCUUGACUAAUUUAAAGUUUAUUAACCUACAAGAUGGUGAGAUAAACGUUCAUUUUAAUAGUAUGGAGUACUAUGAAAAUUCUUAUACAUCUUUCAUACAUAUUAUAAAUUUCUUGAGGCACGUUACUAUUCCAACGAAUGGACCUGUAGAGGAGGAAUGCAAAAAUCUCUUUAACCAUAAAAAUAUGAUAGCGCAUCGCGCAGAAGGCGUUAAAUACGAUCUAAUAUUUGUGGAACAGUUUCUUAGUGACUGCGCUUUGUUAUACGCCGGUGUAAUGUAUGACUCUCCCAUUAUUGGUAUUACUUCUCACGUUCUUCUGCCGUGGGCUUACAAUAGACUGGGUAUUCCGUUUGAUAUUGCUUCAGACUCGUUUUACUUCUCACCAUCAGGUCCUAACCCGUCUCUCUUAGCUAAAGUGCAAUCAACUUUGGGACUUUUAUAUUUGAACAAUUACGGUCGUUGGCAAAUACACAAGUGUAUAUACAAAGUGUUUUCUGAAUAUUAUUCAGAGAAUUUAUUAGAUAUAGAAUAUGUGGCGAAGGAAAGAAUGAAGAUGGUGUUUUCAUACCAACAUUUCUCUGUAACCGGAGCUCGUCUUUUGGCGCCUCAAGUCUUAGAAAUAGGAGGAGUACACAUUGGUCAAGCAAAACCAGUUCCAAAGGAUUUAGAAGAAUUUUUAUCAAAUGCUGAGCACGGUGUUAUAUACUUCAGUUUCGGGUCUAACCUUAAAGUGAGCACCAUGUCAGAGCAGAAGUUGCAACAGUUCUUACAAGCAUUUAAAAGGAUACCGCAGAAAAUACUCUGGAAAUGGGAAGACAACAGGUUUCCAAAGGGUUACGACAAUGUGUAUACCCGAAAAUGGUUCCCACAAUUGGAUGUUUUGUGUCAUCCAAAAGUUGUCGCCUUUAUCUCUCACGGCGGAAUGCUGAGUCUAUCAGAGGCUGCUCAUUGUGGGAAGCCGAUGCUGGCCGUUCCCUUCUUCGGAGAUCAGUUUACUAACGCUGCUGCAAUCACACAUAUUGGACUGGGCAAAACGAUACUGUUUGAACGCAUUAACACUGAAAACUUGGUUGCAGCUCUAAAGGAAUUAACUGCUCCCGAGAUGCAAGAAAAUGCACGAAAUAUAUCAAAACGGUGGCACGAUCGGCCGCAAAGCGUUAUGGACAGCGCCAUCUACUGGACAGAGUAUGUAGCUCGCCACCGCACCGGACCACCUUCAUUACCAUCAAAACAAAAUACAUGGUUCGAGAGUACGUUGAUAGAUGUCUAUUGUGUACUUAUGUUAUUAUUUUUAGUAAUUAUUUGGCUGUGUUACAGUAUUGUUAGAAUAAUAAAAAUGUUUAUAAUAAAAUUAUUAAGUUUAAUAUUUGUUAGAAAAUUUAAAAUACAAUAAACAAUUGAUAAAG